UCCCACUGGUCUCUAGAGUUUGUCCCAGUGACGUCUGCCGGAUCUGGAAAAGCGGCUCCAAGCUGCGUGUGGACAUCACUCUGCUGGGCUUUGAGAACAUGAGCUGGGAGAGAGGGAGGCGUAGUUUGAUUUUCAAGGGAGAAGAUACUGGAGGCUGGGCAGAGCUCAUUGAGAUCAAUCACGACGACAAGUUCGUCACAACGGAGCGUUUCGAGCUCUCCCAGCACAUGAAGCGUUUGACCUUGGGAUCUAUGACACCAAAAAGGAAAGAUGUGGAACGUCGCCUUACCUCCCCAAUUAUUAACAUGUGCCUUGACACAAAAAACAUUGCUUUUGAAAGAACCACCUCUGGAUUCUGGGUGUGGAGGACAGAAAAAGCAGAAGGCGUAAAUGGUUACGAAGCAAAGGUCUACUUUGCAAACAAUGUGAAUGUGGUCACAAAAAUCCGAACGGAGCAUUUAACAGAAGAGGAGAAGAAAAGAUAUAAAGCUGACAGGAACCCCCUGGAGUCAUUUCUGGGAACAGUGGAGCAUGAGUAUGGUGCUCAGAGUACGACCAAGACAACAGAGUAUGCUGCAAGUAACAACCCCACUGCUAUUACUCUGGAGGAGUACUUUGACCCAGAGUUUGAUCUGAAAGGUAGAGACAUUGGAAGACCAAAAGAAGUCGCCAUUCGAACGCAGAAGUUUAAAGCGACCUUGUGGAUGAGUGAAGAGUUUCCCUUGUCUCUUAUGGAACAAGUCACUCCAAUCAUUGAUCUGAUGGCCAGAACCAGUGCUCAUUUUGCCAGACUAAAGGAUUUCAUCACUCUGGAAUUUCCACCAGGAUUUCCUGUCAAAAUUGAAAUUCCCCUAUUUCAUGUGCUGAAUGCCCGAAUCACAUUUGAAAAUGUCAAUGGCUGCAGAACAGCUGAUAAAACAUCACAAGUGGCUGGGGGGGCACAGUCUGAUGCAGGUGCUGAUUUUGAGGUUGACCAGUCAGUGUUUGAGAUCCCCAAAUCCUACCACGUCCAAGGUGAUGGGAGGAACAUACACGUGCAGGACGAAGACAACGAGAUCAUGCAGUUUGCUAUUCAGCAGAGCUUGCUGGAGUCUGGUGGCAGCAAAGGCGUGGAGGCACAUUCCAAUGGAGCAGUUGCAUAUCCCCAGGACUUCAAUAUACAGUACCAGAGGGCACUGCAGGAGAGCUACCUCACCAGCUCGGGUACCUCCCACUGCAGCACCCCCAGCGAACCUUCCAGCUUUGAGAAGGACUUGCAGCUUGCCAUGGAGCUGUCUGUCAGGGAGCAGGAGGAAAGGGAGAAGCAGCGUCGUGAGGAGGAGGAUGCAGAGCUUCAGCAAGUUUUACAGCUUUCUCUGGUGGAAAAAUAA
Molecule: messenger RNA, 1370 nt
Organism: Merops nubicus (carmine bee-eater)
Lineage: Eukaryota; Metazoa; Chordata; Aves; Coraciiformes; Meropidae
Gene: ANKRD13A
Product: ankyrin repeat domain 13A
Exons: 11
Cellular component (GO): cytoplasm
Source: RefSeq, a predicted model, not a curated record